AUGCAGACAUUUCUAGUAUCAUUGCUGGUGCUUUUAAUUUUUGGAAAUACUUUGCAAGCUGAUCAAUCUAUAAACUAUAGACUAUUACCAACUCAAGGAGAUUCUGUUAAUCAAAAUUUCAUAAAAGCUAUAGAGACUCUUGUCCACAGAGCUUUAAAGUAUUACUACCAAACAUGCUACAUUAUAUCAGCAGUUAGUGACGAGAAGGAUGAAUAUUUCAUAAAUUUUAAAACUGAGUUGCUGACAACAAUCAACAAGAACUAUGGAAUUAGAUUAGAAACUAUGGAUUAUGACAACUCAAUCAUCAGGAAGGUACGACAGAACAGCAUUUUCUUACUCGAUGACAUAGAGAACUUCCACAUUGUUGAAAAGACGAUUAUUCCUGAAAGAUAUCGAAUGAAUGGGAACUUCCUAUUUGUCCUAGUCGAUGGAUAUUUUGAUGAACUUCAAGAAAUUUAUGAUACUUUAUGGAAGAAGAACAUCUUUAGCUGCUAUGUGAUUUAUGAGUACGGAAAUGAAAUUAUUCUCAAUACAUUUCUUCCAUUCGAGGAUUCAUCAGCAUGUGGAAGUACUAAACCUAAAAUUAUCUCUAAAUUUGUGAAUGGAAAGUUCGAUAACAAAGUUCUGCUUACAGGAAAGCUUCAAAACCUUAACGAAUGUCCGAUAAGAAUGAUUGCUUACCUAGAUCCUACAUACAUCAGAAUGAGAAAAUUCAAAAAUUCAUCUUAUGAACUUUAUGGACGUGGAAUUAACUUUAUCAACGUCAUAUCAGCUGCUUUGAACUUCACAAAUGAGAUAAGUGUGGCAAAAGGUGAGCUGCCAUGGGGUCUUGUAUAUGAAAAUGGAACUUGCACUGGAAAUUUUGAGGAAUUACGAAAGAACAGAUAUGACAUGGGACUAGGUGAAUUUUAUAUGAAAGCAGUAAGGAGUAAAUAUUUUGAUAACAGCAUAACACAUCACACAACUCCAAUGGUCUUUAUUAUACCGCCUGGAAGACCAUAUAAAGCAAUUGAGAAGAUGUUACAGCCUUUUGAUCAUGUCGUAUGGAUUAUAUUACUGAUUACAAUCACGAUAGCAAUUACCAUCAUUUGUGUCGUAAACACACGAUUUAGGAAUCUCAAGUCAUUUAUCUACGGACGAGGCGUGAAAUCUCCGGUUAUGAACAUUCUCGUUGGAUUAUUUGGCUUACAGCAAACUGUUUUGCCAGGGCGGAAUUUCUCAAGAUUCAUACUGAUGAAGUUUCUGAUUCUAUGCCUCGUUUUGAGAAGCAUAUAUCAAGGUUCACUAUUUCAAUUCCUUCAAUCAGACAAACGUCACCGGGAAAUUCAGUCAGUUAAUGAAAUGAUAAAGAAGGAUUUUACGUUCUACAUGUACGAGACAGGUGCUGAUGUCUUACAAAACCACACUGAGAUCAUUAGUCGAAAACAGCCGAUGAAUACCACAGUAAACUUUAUGCUUUAUGCUCAAUUAAAUGGCAAUGAAAAAAUUGCUGCAUUGGAGUCAUUAAUGACAAUUGAAGCUGAAAUUUAUAAUGGAUCAAAUAUCAAGUACUGCAAGGAGUCUGUAGUGACAUUCAACAUAGUCUUCUACUACAGGAAGCAUUUUUAUCUUCGAGACGAAAUUGACAGGAAAAUUGACAGCUUACUAUCUUCUGGUAUUCUUGAUCACUGGGUUAAAAGUUCAUAUAAAUACUUUGGGUACCGCCACUUUAAAGAUCUUCAACCAAGAAAGCUUACUCUUGAUGAUCUCCGAGGACCCUUCUGUGCUUUGCUUAUAUUUCACUCAGUUUCGUCGAUUGUUUAUUUGAUGGAAAUGAUAAUCGAUAGAAAUAAGGUCAAGAUUUUAGAGAAAAUUGGCAGAUACAAACCCAGAAUAUUUUUAAAAGAGUUGGGCAUACAAUAAAUAUGAUUUUUGAUUGCUGAUCUAUUUGUGGUUAUACUCUUUAAAAAUUAAAUAAAAUAUUCUUUCGAUUGACUUUACU
Chironomus riparius is the source of this 1981-nucleotide messenger RNA. The record is from the annotation of a GenBank genome assembly. Lineage: Eukaryota; Metazoa; Arthropoda; Insecta; Diptera; Chironomidae.